Molecule: messenger RNA, 6895 nt
Organism: Apis laboriosa (Himalayan honeybee)
Lineage: Eukaryota; Metazoa; Arthropoda; Insecta; Hymenoptera; Apidae
Gene: gukh
Product: serine-rich adhesin for platelets
Exons: 12
Coding region: 496-5469 (1657 amino acids)
Biological process (GO): regulation of transcription by RNA polymerase II
Cellular component (GO): nucleus
Molecular function (GO): transcription cis-regulatory region binding
Source: RefSeq, a predicted model, not a curated record
UCUCCUAGCAGUAUGACACUCCUAAUCAAAACUUUAUAUAACGAAAAAAUACAUCGAUAGUGUUAUUGCCAUUUGAAAACGAUUCAUUUUCACGGUUCUCGUUUAAAUAAAACUCGCGUUAAUUCGCCAAGGAGUCGUAUCGUUUAUCCAAAGAAUGCGAUUCGGAAGAAAGAGAUUCGAACGAUGAUUCGGAAGUGAAUGGAAGAACAGUGUCUUAUUGUCAAUUAAGUGUAAAGUGCCUGUAGAGAAUCAUCUUAUUUAAAAUAAAAAUAUUAAAAAUGGAGCCGCAAUAUUCAUCGGAAAGAGUCUCGUUUUUCAUAACCGCCAGAUGUCCCUCUUUUGGUUGGAUCACUGGCGGGAACGAUCGUUUUAUAAGCGUCGCGAACUUGUGACGGUUGACCGGUGUCUCGCGUUCGAGACGACAGUGUUUCAAAUCCUAUUCUUUCGGUUCUAGUGUUAUGUGUGAAUGUGUCGGUUGAUUUCGUUUGAGAAAUCAUGCCGUUCGUGCUACGCAGAGUGGAGCCGCGUUUCUUGUGUCGCGGACACGUGCCAGCGGGAUCGACAGCCCAGGGUUGGCCAGUGGGUGCCGAAUUGGAGGCGGUAGCGAACGGUGCGCUGACCACCUCGUUGAAGCAACUCGCCUCGCUUCUCACCAUCGCCGAGGACAUCUUUGCGGAACUGACUGCCGAGUUGACCGCUGUUGCCGAUCGGAGCAGCAAUCUGCGCCAAAGGAUAGACAAGGUCGAGGAACGUCUCGCCACCGUCGACCCGAAGAAAGUACCAGUCCCGGAAUCGGAUAUUUGCACGUUCGCGACGAGGACGGAACAUUUUCACAUGGUUAAGAAAGCAUCGACGGCGUUGUUCACAUCGGACACCAGGCCGAAAGCCUUGAGGGAAUUGUACGAGGCUGCCGCUAUAGUCGCUGUCAGAAGUUUGGAUAGCCUGAGAAGGGAUGGCAGCUCCAUGGAUAUGUUCCUGUGCACGCCCGUCCUUGGCAAGAGAAGGCGAGACCAAAGUCUCGACAUCGAAUCCAGGAUCCCGGCCGCUAUCGAGGAUCUUCGAAGAUGGACGUCCACGGAGGCGCUCGGGGACGUUACAGUGCCGCCCGAUUGCAUGUCCAGGAUCCUGGGAGAUACGACGACCGACGACGCCGUCGAUCACAAGCUUCCCAGCCCCGAGGAACAGGUCCAAGCCAUCGCUCUCAAAUUCCCGGCGGAAAUCGUGGCGGUGGACGUAAGCGGAAGAGGAUUCGAGAGAAUGUCGACGAGGAGAAGAUCUCUGCUGUCCGGUCCGGAGAGCCAAGAGACAGCGGUGAAGAGGCGAUCGCGGCCUCGAAGGCCCAGAGGAAAAAGACGAAACACGAUCGCUGGCACCGAUCAGAAAGAAAUUCGACAGGCUAUAGGAGGAGAAACGACCGGAGAGGAGGCGGAGGAGACGAUAUCGAACAUGGGAUCGAGAGCUCAUCGAUCAGCGAGCACGGACAUAUUGGGUUCGUCGAAGAAGGACUCGCCCGCGGAAAAGAAGUCUCACUUCAACACGUUGAAGGCGUGGGGUAUGUCCAGAUUGAAACUGAUCAGCCCGAAAUCGAGCCAGCAACAGCAGCAGCAACAACAGCAGCAACAGCAGCAGCAGCAGGAGCAGCAACAGGAGGGGUCGGGGACAGAGAGGCGCAGGAAGGACAAGUCUCACGAAAGGAAGCCGAGCUCGUCGAGCUCGAGCGGGAAGAGCACCUCGAGCAUACCUGUAUCCGUGCCGAGCGGCGAGAGACAACCGAGCGUGAAAUUGCGCGAAAGCGCGGCCCAAAGGAGGGAAAGACGAAAGGGAGGAAGCAGGGACGAGCCGCCUCAUUCCAGUUCUGGAAACUGGAGUGCGUCCUCCGAAAGCGGAAGGGCGAGUAUCGGAAGCGAGACGACCACCACCACUCACCAGCCGAGAUCGACGACGACAGCUUCGAUCGGAACUUCGUCGACGUCAUUGAGCCACGUGAGGCGUUUCAAAGGACGGGACACGUCGACCUCGUCCUCCGUGACUUCGGAGGGCACGCUGACCCCGGACAUUAUACAGGAUAUAGCCGUGGUACCGUUCUCGGACGACGGCGAGACAUCGUCCGUGUAUUCCUGCGACACGGAGGGUUAUUACACCUCGUUCCACGUGGACUCCGGGUUGAAAACGCUGAGGGAAGAGGAUCCCGUCCCCCAGUGUCCAUUGAUGAAGUCGAACGACGUCAGCUCCGAUCCUACCUCACCCAUCAUCGAAAACGAGUACGAACUGUUCGGAAGGGGGUCCACGUCGACGACCACCAGCUCCGCGGGCACAGUCUGUACAGCUUUAAUGGCGCCACCCCCGCCUGAAAGAAAAUCUAGCCUUACCGUUGUUGCUAUGGUUCACGGGCCGAAUCAAAAUGGCGGCGAGUCACCGGACAGCGGCCACAACACCUCGUCAUCGCCGGUGGAAUCGGCCUCGAGCCCUGCCUGCACGGGAAGAUCGUGCUCGGAAUUCGAGUACUCCGAGUCGAGCGAUCUCGAGGGGUGCGAGAGGAUCGAGAGGAUCCGUUCGAAGACAGCGAUCAACACGAGCCGUAUACCGUCCAUGUGCGUGAUCACCCCUCCCGGCUCGGACGACGAGCAGCAGCACGCGAGGGACACGGAGCAGGGGAGUAAAAAGGGGGAGGGGAGGAAGGGCGAUCUUCAAGCGGGCGGAUCGGUGCUGAUGUCGGCAACGGUCGGCACCUCGAAGAUGGAGGUGAUCAACGGCCAGGACAAGAACCUGUACGCGACGAUCCAGGUGCUGCCCUCGCCCACGAGCGAGAAGGCGGCGACUAUCGUUGGCCAGCCGACCAAGAUCAGCCCGUUGAGCGGCGUUCUGGGCAAGCUUCGUGGCGUGCUUCCGGGGAGAAAGCACGUGUUGAAGGGCGGCGUGCAGGAUCAUCAUCAGGGGGGAGGAGACUCCGGCGACUAUGUAACCAUAGCCGACGUGAGAAACAACAACGACAAGCGGCAGGAUUCGGCUUCCUGCCCGACGCCCGCCCGUUCCCCCGUCACCUAUGCCAACUCGGACAUAUUCAAGAAGGACGCGGAAUACGUGAGCCUGAGCGAAUUGCCGAAGAAGCCGGACUCGUCCUUGGAGAGGAAGAGGCAGGGCGCCAGGGUCACGUUGGACUCGGAAGGCAAGGUUGUUUACUCGUCCGACAGCUUGAAGAGGAGGAAGGGGGCGCACACUACGUUUAAUCCAGGUCCGUUCGUGAGAGAGGGCGUGUCACCGAGCCCAUCCCCCCUGCUGCACCGCGCGACCCCCAACGUUCGAGCGGUGACGAGGAGCAACGACACGGUGGACGGCGCGACGAGCAAAUCGACGCCGCCCACGUCGCCCCAAUUAGGCAAGGUGAUCAUCAGGGCGGCGAGAAGUCCGGACCGGGCCGCCAGCCCGGAUUACGUGAGAACACCGACGACCGUGGUCGGCCCAACGAGCCCCACCACGGCCCACCGUCAAGUGCGCGGGGCAUACGUCAACGUGCAGGAGGACGAAGACAACACGCUGUUGGCGAUAGACUCGGUACCUCCCCACGGCUUGGUCCAACCGCCGCCUUACAUUUCACCCCCCAAUUCCGAGCAGUGUCGAAAGAAAGAGAGGAUCCAAGAGAUCUCCAACAACUCCCCCCACAAGAUUCAGAAUGAAAAGCAGCAAACUUGCGGGCGACAAUCAUCGGGCAACAACCCUGUCACCAAGAUUCACGAUCCCAGGCGGAACCUGUACGACCCCAACAACAAGCUAAUGUUCGACCAGGCUAACGAUUUGCAACGCGUUCGCGACCCCCGUCGCAUCGUGGACAUGAGGAACGCGAGGAAUCAGCAAUACUACGCGCCUCCAAAGGAUUCGAGCCAACAAUUCUACACGUUACCCUCGAGAAGGCCGCAGAGGGAUGUCGAGCCGCCUCGUAGCGUCACGCCGGAUAUCACGAGGGGUCUUGGACGAGGGGGCUCCCUCGGCACGAUGCACGUGCUCGCGAGGCACGGGCACAGGGCCAUGAUGGAGCAGGAUUCUAAUCGGUACGGCUCGCAGGCGGAGUUGAACAAGAGGAACUCGGAGGCGGAGAACAGGUUGAUGCAGAAUCACGAGCAUUCGUCGAUUGUGGAUAUCAGAAAUAGAUUCGCAACACCAUUAGGGCUGACAGCGCUUGGGUAUCGAUUCUUCGCGUCCUCGCCCGUUCGUGAUCCCGUUACGAAGUCUCCUAGUGCUGAUGCGUUAAAGUACAAUCCAAUUUCACCGAUCGGGCACGGAUACGGUAACAGUUUCAAGUCGUCGACGCCUACCGGCCGCAGUAUGCCAACUGUUGCCGAACGUCUGGCACUCACCGCCAACAAUAAUUCCUCCUCCUCCUCCUCGAUGCCCAAUUCCGGUAGGAGCACCCCCGUCCAAACCUCGUCGGGAAGGAGCACGCCCACCAAUCUGAUCCUUUCGCCGACCAAGAGCACGAUGUCCAACGAGGAAUUGUUCGCGGCGAUCCACAAAUCGAAGAAGAGGUUGAACAUAAGGGACGAAAGUGAAAAUCUCUCGCCUUACGGAUCGACAAGCUCGUUGGUGAAGAUGACGAUCGGGAACAAGAACGAUUGGGGCACGGAAUUGCAGAAAUCUCCAACGGUAACGCAGACGUCCAAUCAACCGGCAUCGCCAGCCACAUCUCGCCUCGACUUCAAACGGCUUCUCCUCCAGCAAAGCGUGAAGACCGGGCCGGCGAGGCUGUCGGCGGCCGAACAACUGAAGUUAUCGCGACAGCAGUGCCAGCAGCAGCAGCAGCAGCACCACCACCACCACCACCAACAACAACAACAGCAACAAUCAUCGGCCGGUGUCCAGCAAACAGCGUCCCUAGCCAAAGUUCUGAGCCCGCGCUCGAUAUGGAGGUUUCAAACGCCGCGCACGGACGUGCUCUCGUCCACGAUCAUCGAGGACACGGCGGCCGAGGAGAAAGCCAUGAAACCGUCGCCCGAGAACGCCUCGCCGGUGUCGAGAGUGAACGCGAGGCGACAACUCGAUCUCUGCAACGAUCUGCCCGACGAGGACGCGCGAGUCGCCGACAAGCGGCCGAUCCCCCGCGAUGUCGCGUGCGACGAGAGGAGGACGUUGAACGAGGCCGUUGAUCGCUCGAAAUCGGAAGCGUCUCCCAACGGCCGAGGUGAAGAAACGGAGAAUUGCACGGACGAUUCCGCGACGACGAUCUCUUAUCCGGUGAAUUGCGCUCAGCUCACGCCCUCGUGCCAGCAGGCGAUAAGCGCCUUCGAGUCGAGGAGGAUCAGCAAUCAGCUAGCAAGGGCCCAGUUCUUGGCCGGCACGCCGACAACAUCCGCUCAAGGGGCCAACACCGCUUACGCGAAGACGAUUUUCCGCGCUAGGUCCGAGUCCCCUCAGAAUACCUCGAUGCAGAGCGUGGCGCGUAGCCCCAGCGUGCCGACGUUGGAAACCGCUCUGUGAUCAUCCCUCUGCCAUUCCAAUGAUCGUGCGUCUCGGUUAUUGUAUCCGGGGACCGGAUUCUCUAUCGUUUCUUUCCUUUCGAUUAUCUUUUCGCGGGGGAUAAGUAGUUGCGUAAUUUUUAAUUGGGGGAUGCUAGGAAAAGAUUUUGUGAAAAAGGGAUUAUCUUUCAUUUACGUGGAAAGGGAUGAUUCUGGAUUUUAAAUUUCUUUGGAUUCGUUUUUCGAAGUUAGAUAUUUUUGAGUAAGUCUUUUCUUAAUUUUAUUCCGAAUUGUAAUUUUUUUUAAUUUUAAUUGGGAGAUGCUAGGUGUAGGGAAAGAUUUUAUGAAAGAGGAUUAGGUGUCUACUUAUGUGGAAAGGGAUGAUUCUGGAUUUCAAAUUUCUUUGGAUCGUUUUUCGAAGUUAGAUAUUUUUGAGUAAGUCUUUUCUUAAUUUUAUUUCGAAUUGUAAUUUUUAAUUGGGGGAUGCUAUGAAAAGAUUUUAUGAAAGAGGAUGUAGGUGUCUACCUAUGUGGAUAAUUCUGGAUUUCAAAUUUCUUUGGAUCGUUUUUCAAAGUUAAAAUAUUCUUAAGUAAGUCUCUUCUUAAAUUUUUUACUGGAAAAAUGUGUCUGGUCCUCAAUAACUAAUAACAUAGUGGAAAUUUUCUUACGGAUACGAUUCAAAACUAUGACUGAAGACAUAGAAAUAACGUUGAACUUAAUAUUAGAUUCACGUAAAAGUUCAUCUUUUUUUUUUUUAAACUUAAAUAAUUUAAAGUAAAAUUAAAAGUACGUUUCAAUUUUUUUUAUAUUUAAUUGUUUACUGAACGUAUUCAUAUUCACAUUGAUCAAAAUUAUUUAAUUGCAAUAAAAAUCAUCGCGAAACGAAUAAACUUUUGCAUUGGCCUAAUGCAAUAGAUGACAAUCACGUUCGUUUGAUUAGAUAUUCCUUUACUGGAUGAACUAGAAAAGGACAAUAAUUAAGAUGCAUUACCACAAAGUCGCAGUAGUAUUAUACAGUAUUGGAUUGCUUCAUUGAUGCGGAAGUAGCAAAGUUGAACAGAUUUGCAUGGAAUCGAGUUUAAAAAAUAUCACCGAUUCGUUGAAAUUUUAUUAAAAAAUAUUACGCAAUCGAAGACCUUGGUAACAUUUCGUAUUAUGAAUUAUUAAUAUAAUACAUAACGUUGAAAGCAAUAAAUUAUAAUGCAAAUAAUCUUCUCGAUAAUUUAAAUAGUGAUAUAAGUAUAUGCGAUAUAUAUUUUAUGCCUUGUAUCGAAGAGGAUUCUUCAAUAGGGGAGGGGGAAGAGGGGAAACUGAUGAUUAAAAUCACGAACGUUAUAUGGAUAUAUAUUCAAGAGGAAUAACCUUGAUUUACGAUAUUUUUGCAUUUUAUCGUUCUUCCAUCCAUCGUAUAUUAUUUAUCAACCUUCGUUCAUUUCUUCGUUUUUCUC